Molecule: messenger RNA, 1449 nt
Organism: Acanthamoeba castellanii str. Neff
Lineage: Eukaryota; Discosea; Longamoebia; Acanthamoebidae
Product: DNA polymerase epsilon subunit B protein
Exons: 11
Coding region: 1-1449 (482 amino acids)
Biological process (GO): DNA replication; DNA strand elongation involved in DNA replication
Cellular component (GO): delta DNA polymerase complex
Molecular function (GO): DNA binding
Source: RefSeq, a predicted model, not a curated record
AUGGAAGCCCCUCACGUCAUGGUCGUGGGCGACGAAGCACAUCUGCCUGGCAACCCCCACAAAUAUGAUGAUCUGCUCUGCCCGCCUGCGAUUAUCGACCCCAUGGCGGUCGAGGGAGGAGAGGAAAAGGGAAAGAAACACAAAAUCAGGCGAGAGACUGGCGACUACGACGCCGCGCACCACCGAUUUCGAACCCUGACCAAGGAGUACUCGCAGCAGUAUGCACCCCUUUACUAUCACCGACUCCAAAAGAUGCGACCACGGCUGCUCCAGGCUGCCAAAGAGCGGUGGGAAGGCAAAUUGGGAGUAUCUUCUUCAUCUUCAUCGACUGCCAAGCUGCCGCGAAUCGUGAACAAGAUUCUGGAACUGAGGGCCGAUGAGGAGGUCAUCGUUGCCGGUACGCUCUACAAAGAAAUGCCCCUUCGCCCAAACAUCCUCGAGUCCUACGCCAAGGAGCGCUCGAUCAUUCCGCCUCCGCUUCGUUCCAACUACGUUAGCGAGAAGGACCGUCUCAUCAUCGAAGACGAGUCGGGUCGUAUCUCCUUGGUUGGCGUCGACCUGCCUACGGACCUUGUGGUCACGGGCAUCAUCGUCGCUAUCCGGGGAGUCGAGCUCAAGGACGGCGACUUCCAGGUGGAUGACAUCAUCUUCACUGGCAUUCCCAUGCAGCUCAAGCGUCCCAUCCUCGAGAAGGACAAGUACGUCGCCCUUGUGUCAGGAAUCAACAUCGGGGAGGAGGUGAGGAAUCCCCUCGCCGUACAGCUCAUGGUCGAUUACCUCUCCGGCCACAUUGGCGGUGCCGCGGAACAAGAGUUCGAGUCGCGGAUCUCGCGACUGAUCAUCGCAGGCAACUCGUUGGUCCCGCCAGAGGAAAAGACCGACGGCGCUGCGGUCAAGAACUACCAGAAGGUACUGUGCCAGUUGGCCGCCAGCAUGCACGUGGACAUCAUGCCCGGUGCCGGAGACCCAGCCAACUUCGUCCUGCCACAGCAGCCCUUCAACCCUUGCCUCUUCCCCACGGCGAGCCGCUAUGCCACGUUCUCUUCGGUGACCAACCCCUAUCAGUGCCGCGUCGACGGCCUCUUCAUCGUCGGACACUCGGGACAACCCGUCGAUGACAUCAAGAAGUAUAUCGACCCAAGCAAGACUGACACGCUCAGGAUCAUGGAGGACACGUUGAACUGGUCGCACCUCGCGCCCACGACUCCGGACACCCUCGGCGCCUACCCCUUCUCGGGCGAGGACCCGUUCGUGUUGGACGAGUGCCCGCACAUCUAUUUUGCCGCCAACCAGGCCACCUACGACUCCAAGCUCAUCACCGGUCCCAAGGGGCAGGUGGUGCGACUCAUUUCGGUGCCGUCGUUCACCAAGACAAGCACCAUCGUGCUGGUCAACCUCAAGACUCUGGCCACUCACCCCAUCACCUUCAACGCUGAUCUCGAUCUCUGA